Trypanosoma grayi is the source of this 1053-nucleotide messenger RNA. RefSeq names its product putative nucleoside diphosphate kinase. Bases 1 to 1053 code for a protein of 350 amino acids. The record is from RefSeq and is a predicted model, not a curated record. Lineage: Eukaryota; Euglenozoa; Kinetoplastea; Trypanosomatida; Trypanosomatidae. The transcript has a single exon. Gene Ontology annotation, cellular component: centrosome.
AUGGCGCUUUCAAAGCAAGACCCGCGUCUUGCGUUCUAUUGUGAGCAGGAUGACCACAUAUCUCGUCUUGUACGUCGCUAUGUCCUGCUGUUCUACUAUGAAGAUCGUUCCAUUGAGAUGAGGGAGUUGCCGAAGAACGUACCGCACCUCAAACGCACACCAUUUCCGCAUUUGAAGAAGGACGACUUCACCCUUGGCGCCGUAUUGACGAUAUUUGGUGGAAUUGUCACGCUCACUGCGUAUGCUGAUGAGGUAACACGAGAACUGUGCGAAAAGAAGAGUGAGAGUACUGUAGUGCUUUUUGGAGAAGCUCAGCUCCCGCAAGUGGGUCACUAUCUAGCUAUUCUCACGGAAGAGUGCGGUUUUACUAUUUCUUCUUUGCAGAUGGCUUGGGUGGAAGCCGACGCACCAGCCAGGUUUGGUCUGCCUGAGGAUCUUGUAGGAGGACGCGUCGUCGUGGCAAAAUGUGCCCGUAACGAUGCUAUUGAGAAGGGACUGGAUUAUGUAAAGCGAGCCACUGGGGCUCGCGCUGCGAGCAAUGAUGAGGAAGCGAAAGCGUGGUCCCAGAUUUUGCUUCAGGCGAGCCGCAACCCGGUUGCUGUUUUCGGUGACUACCGCUGCUCUGUAGUACUUGUGAAGCCGCAUGCUCUACGAGUUCAAGCCGGCGGCAGCAUCAUUCAGCGGUUCAUCGACGCCGGGCUUGAGAUGACUGCUUUUGUGCUUGCUGAACUCUCCUCUCGCGUCGUUGACGAGUUCCUUCAGCCGUACAAAGGAGUCCUCCCUGACUUUGGAGCGACUUCGCACGCAAUGGCUGGUCCCGUGUGGAUUGUUCAGUUUGUGUCACUAGACGAUGAUGUCGACGUUGUAUCAUUGACGCGUGAGAUAUGUGGCCCCUUUGAUCCUGCCAUAGCAAGGGCGAUUCGGCCCAAGUCGAUCCGCGCGGUAUUUGGUGUGGAUCGUGCACAGAAUGCUGUGCAUUGUUGUGACCUCCCGGAGGAAGGACCCCUCUACACGGAUUUUUUCUUCAAACCGAGAGAUGUAGAGAAUGAAUAA